AUGGAGGCCGGGGAGGCAGCGCCGCCGGCGGGGAUGGGCGGCCGCGCGGCGGGCGGCUGGGGCAAGUGGGUGCGGCUUAACGUCGGGGGCACGGUGUUCCUGACCACCCGACAGACGCUGUGCCGGGAGCAGAAGUCCUUCCUCAGCCGCCUGUGCCAGGGGGAAGAGCUGCAGUCGGACCGGGAUGAGACCGGGGCCUACCUCAUUGACCGUGACCCCACCUACUUUGGGCCCAUCCUGAACUUUCUCCGGCAUGGCAAGCUGGUGCUGGACAAGGACAUGGCUGAGGAGGGCGUCCUAGAGGAAGCCGAGUUCUACAACAUUGGCCCACUGAUCCGCAUCAUCAAAGACCGGAUGGAGGAGAAGGACUACCCCGUCACACAGGUCCCCCCCAAGCACGUGUACCGCGUGCUGCAGUGCCAGGAGGAGGAGCUCACGCAGAUGGUCUCCACCAUGUCUGACGGCUGGCGCUUCGAGCAGCUGGUGAAUAUCGGCUCCUCCUACAACUAUGGCAGUGAGGACCAGGCUGAGUUCCUGUGCGUCGUGUCCAAGGAGCUCUACAGCUCCCCACAUGGGCUGAGCUCGGAGUCCAGCCGCAAAACCAAGAGCGCGGAGCAGCAGCUGGAGGAGGAGCGGCAGCAGGAGGAGGUGCAGGUGCAGGUGGAACAGGUGCAGGUGGAGGCAGAUGCCCAGGAGAAAGGUUCCCGUCCGCACCUCAGACCUGAGGCUGCGCUGGCCGUGAGGGCUCCUCCCCGGCCCCUCGCCCGCCCCCAGAGCCGCCAUCCCUGCUGUUACAAGCCAGAGGCACCCGGAUGUGAGGCCCCAGAUCACCUCCAGGGACUUGGGGUUCCGAUCUGAAAUCCUUUAUUUUUGUACCUCGGGGUGGGGCCCCGGCUCCAGGCAGAGGAAGCAUUCUACCCCCUGCCACUUCUGUCUACACCUGCG
Neogale vison (American mink) is the source of this 945-nucleotide messenger RNA. RefSeq names its product potassium channel tetramerization domain containing 17 (gene KCTD17). Gene Ontology annotation, biological process: proteasome-mediated ubiquitin-dependent protein catabolic process; protein homooligomerization. NCBI's taxonomy places the organism in Eukaryota, Metazoa, Chordata, Mammalia, Carnivora, Mustelidae. Gene Ontology annotation, cellular component: cytoplasm; Cul3-RING ubiquitin ligase complex. Gene Ontology annotation, molecular function: cullin family protein binding. The record is from RefSeq and is a predicted model, not a curated record.